Manduca sexta (tobacco hornworm) is the source of this 2188-nucleotide messenger RNA. RefSeq names its product lachesin. The transcript has 9 exons. The record is from RefSeq and is a predicted model, not a curated record. Gene Ontology annotation, biological process: synapse organization. NCBI's taxonomy places the organism in Eukaryota, Metazoa, Arthropoda, Insecta, Lepidoptera, Sphingidae. Gene Ontology annotation, cellular component: neuron projection membrane. Bases 368 to 1318 code for a protein of 316 amino acids.
CGGCCGCGCCGUCCGCCCGCGUGUCGCGAUGCGUCCCCCGCACCACCCCCGCCUCCGCCGCAGAGUGUCGCGCGAUCGCGCCGCGUACUAGUGUCGACCCGCGAUGUGCGCGCCCGCACGCUCUCACUCACCUCGCGCGUAUUCGCGGUUUCUCUAAUUGUUCCGCGACAAGUUUGGGUGUACUCUUGGCGCCGUGCUCGGUGACUCCUGCAGUGUUGAUAAGUGUAAGUGCCAACUUUGAACGCGCUAUCAGCUGAGCGCGCGAGUUAUUCGCUUCGCCGACAUCACCACUGCCGUCGACGACGCCGCCACUACCGCCCAGCGACUCCUCCACCACUAGGUGGUGCGGUCGCGCGGGCGGCGCAGGAUGUGCGCGUGUUCGUGGCGCCUGCAUGCGCUCACCGCGCUACUGGUGCUCGCCGCGCACCUCAUCAAAGUGUUGUCGUGUGGAGAGGUUGGGGGCGCGGUGGGUGGCGCGCGGCUGCACAAACGCUACGUGGGCCUCUACACGGGACCCUACUUCGACCCCUCUGCGCCCAACAACAUCACCACGCAGCUCGGCACGCACGCCUACUUGCCCUGCAAGGUGCGGCAGCUGAGCAACAAGUCUGUGUCGUGGAUCCGACGGCGCGACGCGCACAUUCUGACGGUAGACCGGUUCACGUUCAUCGCCGAUGAGCGGUUUCAGGCCUUCCUCGUGGAGGCCACCGACACGUGGACCCUGCAGGUGAAGUACGUGCAGGCGCGCGACGCCGGCGUGUACGAGUGCCAGGUCGGCACCGAGCCCAAAAUGAGCCACUUCGUGCAGCUCAACGUUGUCGUGCCAAAAAUCGAAAUAAUGGGCGAGUCGGACUUGUACGUGAAAGCGGGCAGCACGGUGAGCCUGAAAUGCGUGAUCACGCAGGCGCUCGAGGAGCCCGCCUACAUCUUCUGGUACCACAACGACGAGCGCGUGCUCAACUACGACCGCAGCCUCGUCGAGAUCCGCAUGGAGCGAGUCGCGCCCGACACCACGGUGGGCAACCUGAUCAUCUACAGCUCGCGGCGCGAGGACUCCGGCAACUACUCGUGCGCGCCCUCCAACCUCGACUCCGCCUCCGUGGUGCUGCACGUGCUCAGCGGCGAGCAGCCCGCGGCGAUGCAGCACGGAAACGCGUCCCCCCGCACGCCGCGCCCGCCGCCGCCGCCCGCGCUCGCACUUGCCGCUGGCGCGUGCGCAGUACUCGCUCCACGCCCGCCGCGCCGAACACUCGCGUUGCUCGCUGCGCUACUAGCGCUACUGUUGUUGCUGUGUCACGACGAGGACGAGCGCAAAUAGCGGAGCGACCGCCGUCCGCACCGCGUCUGUACAUAUACUGUAAACUUGUACAUACCUAUACAUACUAUAAAUAUAUAUUAUAAAUAUAGUUACUUAUUGAUUACAAAUAACAUUACGUAAGUAAGGGGAGGUUAUAGCGACAUCGAAAUUAUUACAUUGCUGCCGUCGCGCAGGGUGCGGACGGACCCGAUUGGAUUUGUUAAACAGUACAAACGAUAAAUCGAACCAAUGGAAUUGUGUGCCGUCGCUGUUAAGUUUUACGUCAGUUUGUUGGACGGUUCGUUUCAAGUGUGAUAUGAUUUGACGCCGACUCCGACAGCGGCGCGGGCGGCGACUGAGGGGGAGUGGGUCUAGUCUCUACGACCAGUGAUACAAUCGCUCGUCUUAACCGAGGACAAGCAUUGCCACGUAUGUUGAGUUGCCGUCCGUCCUUGUGUUGCCCGAUACCCUCAAUACAAAAAAAUAGGGUUUGCAAAGCGUCCACGGAAAAUAUUUACAAAUGUCCGAUUUAGACCCGGGCAUAUAGUGUAAAUCAACAAUUUUAUUUCAUUUCAAAAAUUGGUAUACAAAUUAUAAUUUUUUGGGGAAAAGCUAAGCUAUCUUGCCGGAAUAUCCGGGACUUUGUUCGGGUUUGUCCAACACAGUGCCCGGUGUCAGCUGAAAGCGUAGGUACAGUGUCGCGCGACCCCAAGCCCCUCCCCCCGGCCCGCCCGCGGCGCACGCGCCCGCGCCGCACGCGCCACGCUCCGGACCCGAGCGGGACGCUUGCGGGGCGACUCACUCGUAGUGGGAUCCUUUCACUGUUACUGCCUCACUUGUAAAUAUCGUACAUGUAAGUCAUAUGAAUAAAGAUGAGAUCGUUGAAACAUC